Messenger RNA from Saccharomyces eubayanus, 765 nucleotides. It is a transcript of the gene IAT4, whose product is annotated as Iat4p. The transcript has a single exon. Bases 1 to 765 code for a protein of 254 amino acids. The record is from RefSeq and is a predicted model, not a curated record. NCBI's taxonomy places the organism in Eukaryota, Fungi, Ascomycota, Saccharomycetes, Saccharomycetales, Saccharomycetaceae.
AUGCAGAUUCUGUCUCGAGGAAAAGCAAAAGCUCAAGAUAAGAAAGUAAACACCAUGACUAGCAAGAACAGACUGCCCACCCCAUCGGAAAAAGCUGACGGUAAGGACCACGACAAGGUUUGCGUCCUGAACAAGGCCACAGAUAUCAGAAGAGCGGCAGAGACUUUGGCCGUAGCCUUUCAUGACUCAAAGGCGUUCGAUUAUAUUUCGAAGAAAUUCUUCAAUAUCCCCAUCACGGAACACGUGUCCAAGGAUAGAAUCAAUGCCACCAUUGCGUACUACGCGUCGUGCUAUUUGGACUCACCCCAUGGUGAGAUCUCCGAAGUCAACGAUUUCGACGCCGUUGCAUUGUGGAGUCUGCCACCUCACGUCCCCAAGGUACUGAGCAAUGAUCCUAAGUUCAAUAAGGACUUCAUUGAAGACUUGAGUGAACGCAGAAAGCAAGUCAUUCCGGAAGGUAUCAACUAUUAUUACCUCUUCUGUAUCGGUAAGAAUCUGAACGAGAAGAGCAUCAAAGGCUCGGUAAGAACGAUUUUCGAAGAAUACAAGAAAAGGGCUGACGAGGAUAACUGCGCUAUUGUGCUUGAAGCCAUUGCCGAACAUGCUAGAUCCGUCUAUGAAUACUUCGGGUUCAAGAAUUACAAGACUUUUAAAUACGGCGAGGGUGAAGUCGAUUCCAAUGGAAAUUACGACCCUAACGGUGAAGGGUUCACUAGCUACUUGAUGAUAUACCACAAAGACGGUGAUAAAGUCCUGAGAGGAUAA